CCGGCGGUGAUGGCGCGGGAGGGUGCCCAGGAGGAUCCAGCUGUGUCCCCAGAUGUUGAGGGCUCCCAAAAACGCCUUACCUGCCCCCAAAAUGCCCCAAAUGUGAUUGGGGAGGGGCCAGAUCCAAAUGCUGGGGACCUGAAAACGCCCAAAGUGGCCCAAAACACCUCAGAGGCUCCAGGUAUGGCAGCAGAAACCACAAAUCCAGAUGUGCUGUGGGCCAAAAACGGGCACCGGACACUGCAGGUGGACAGCGACACAGAUGUGGAGGAGGAGGAGGGGCCAAAUCCAGAUGCUGAGCCCCAGAAACAGCUUAAAAUGACCCAAAACGUGCCCGAAACCCCAGAUGUGGGGCUGAAAACCCCAAAUCCAGAUGUUCUAUGGCUUAAAAAUGGGCACGGCACUCUGCAGCUGGAGAGCGACACAGAUGUGGAGGAGGAGCCUGACCCAGAAGUGGAGCCCCCAAAACGACUGAAAAUUACCCCAAAUGUGCCCGAAACUCCAGAUGUUGCAGGAAAGACCCCAAAUCCAGAUGUUUCAGGCCCGAACAUCUGUUGUGGAGUGCAGGUGGUGGACAGUGACACGGAUGCGGAAGAGGAUCCGGAUGUGCAGCCCCCGAAAAGGCUCAAAGUGGUCGAAAACAUGCCUGGAAUUCCAGAUGUGGAGGUGGAAACCCCAAGUCCAGCUGUGGGCGCGCCCAAAACUGGACACUGGACAAUGCUGAUGGACAGCGACACAGAUGUGGAGGGGGAGGAGGAGAAUCCAGAUGUGCAACCCCCGAAGCAACUCAGGAUGACCCAAAAUGUGCCCGAUAUUCCAGAUGUGGCAGCAACGGCCCCAAAUCCAGAUGUUUCACGCACCAAACUCCAUUCCUGGAUGCUGCUGGUGGACAGCGAUACAGAUGUGGAAGACGACGUGAGUCCAGAUGUGCAGCCCCCAAAAAGGCUCAAAUUGACCCAAAACGUGCCCAGAAUUCCGGAUGUGGAGGUGGCGACCCCAAAUCCAGCUGUGGAAAGGCCCAAAAUGGGGCAUCAGACGCUGGUGGAGGACAGUGACACAGAUGUGGAGGAGGAUCCAGAUGUGCAGCCCCCAAAAAGGCUCAGAAGGGCCCAAAAUGUGCCCAAAGCUCCAGAUGUGCGACGGGGGACAAGAAAUCCAGAUGUUUCCGGCCCCGCAGUCAGGUGUCAGAUGCUGUUGGUCGACAGCGACACAGAUGUGGAGGAGGAUCCAGAUGUGCAGCCCCUGAAACGUCUCAGAGCGACCCAAAACGUCCCUGAAACUCCAGAUGUGGCUGCAAAGCCCCCGAAUCCAGAUGUUGCAGGGCCUGAAAUCAGGUGCCCGGCGUUCCUGGUGGACAGUGACACAGAUGUGGAGGAGGGGGAGGUGAAUCCAGAUGUUGAGACCCUAAAAAAGCUUGCAAUGACCCCGAAUGUGCCUGAGAGUCCAGAUGUGGUGGCGCAGACCCCAGAUGCAGAUGUUGGGAUGGCCAGAAGUGGGUGUCAGGCACUGCUGGCGGACAGUGAUCCAGAUGUUUCUCCUGCAAAAAGAUGGGAAAUUCCUCAAAAUGUGCCCCAAACUCCAGAUGUGCCCACGCAGCCCCCAAAUCCAGGUGUGAAGGGGUCACAGAGGGGUCACGGGGCGCUGCUGGACGACAGUGACACAGAUGUGGAGGAGGAGGAAAAUCCAGAUGUUGGAGCCCUAAAAAGACCUAAACCAAACCCAAACGUGCCUGAAACUCCAGAUGUGAGGCUGAAAACACCAAAUCCAGAUGUUUCAGGCACAAAAAUGGGGUGUGGAAUGCUGCUGGUGGACAGUGAGACAGAUGUGGAGGAGGAUGAGGCUGAUCCAGAUGUUCGGCCCUUAAAAAGACAGAAAAUGACCCAAAAUGUGACCAAAACUCCACAUGUGUCCACACUGACCCCAAAUCCAGCUGUUGGAGGCUCUGAAUCCAGAUGUGGAGCCUUGGUGGUGGAGAGCGACCCGGAUGUGGAGGAGGAUGAGGCUGAUCCAGAUGUUCGGCCCUCAAAAAGACAGAAAACGACCCAAAAUGUGCCCAAAACUCCAGAUGUUGGGAGGCUCCAAAGGACCCCAAAUGUGGCCGAAACGCCAGAUGUGGAGGGAGAGGAGGAAGGGUGGGAUCCAGAUGUGGCCACCCAGCUGUUCCUGCCCCCAAAUCCAGAUGUGAGGGAGGACGAGACAGAUCCAGAUGUUGGGAGCCCAGAACGACUCAAAAUGAGCCAGAAACCACCAGAAAUUCCAGAUGUGGAGGAGGACGAGGAGUCAGAUCCAAACCUGCCCACCCAGCUGUUCCUGCCCUCUCCAGAUGUUGGGAGCCCAGAAAGCUCCAAGGCAGCCCUGAAGCACCCCAGAAUUCCAGAUGUGGAGGAGAAAGAGGAGUCAGAUCCAGAUGUGGCCACCCAGCUGUUCCUGCCCUCUCCAGAUGUGGAGAGCCCAAAACUACUCAACAUGACCCAGAAAAUUCCCAAAAUCCCAGAUGUGGAAGAGGAAACCCCAAAUCCAGAUGAGGAGGAAGAACAGGAGUCAAAUGCAGAUGUGGCCACCCAGCUGUUCCUGCCUUCCCCAGAUGUUGGGAGCCCAGAAGGCCCCAAAACUACCCCAAAGGGCCCCAAAAUUCCAGAUGUGGAGGGGCUGCCCUCCCUGGAUCCAGAUGUGGCCACACAGCUGUUCCUGCCACCACACCCAGAUGUGGAGGGCCCAAAUCCAGAUGUUCUGGGUCCAAAACAAACCGAAAUGGCUUCAAAUGACCCCAAAAUUCCCGUUGUGAGGGCGGAGACCCCAGAUCCAGAUGUGGAGGGGGAGGAGGACUUGGAUGUGGCCACCCAGCUGUUCCUGCCCCCUGAUCCAGAUGUGGAGGGGGAAGGACCCUCAGAUCCAGGUGUUGGGUCCCCAAAAGCACCCAAAAGUCCCCUAAACCCGCCCGAAAUUCCAGAUGUGGACAUGGAGAGCCCAAGUCCAGAUGUGGAGGGGCCACCAAGGGGCCACAGGACGUUGCUGGGGGGCGCUGAUCCAGAUGUGGAGGAGGCGGGCCCAAAUCCAGAUGUGGCAGCCACAACAAGACCCCAAACGGCCCCGAAAGUCCCCGAAAUUCCAGAUGCGGAGGUGGACACCCCAAAUCCAGAUGUGGAGGGGCCUGGGAGCCCCGGCCGGGAUCCAGAUGUGGCCACCCAGCUGUUCCUGCCCCCCGCCCCAGAUGUGGAACGCCCGGAAAGCCCCGAAAGGGCCCCGGACGAGCCCCAGGUUCCAGAUGUGGAGGAGGUGGCCCCAGAUCCAGAUGUUGAGGGUCCCCCAAGCCCUGCCCAGGAGGAAGCAGAAGCUCCACCCAUCCCACAGGUGCGGCGCAGUCGGCGAUUGGCUGAGAGUGGAGGGGGCGGAGCCUCUUGUGACCCCACCCCCGCUCAGAAUGGACAUGAUGAAGCCUCCAAGCCACGCCCCUCUGCCAAGCCACGCCCCCAGAGGGGGCAGGGCCAAUCAGUGGCAGUGCUUGAAGAGGCCACACCCUCUGUGUCCAUAAAAGGAAAUGGGCGUGGCUCAAAUGCAGCUCCGCCCCCAGAGGAGGAGGAGCCAGCAGAGGGCGCCAAGCGCAGGCUCCGCCCCCGGGCAGCGCCGGGCUCCGCCCAGAUCCGGGUGCUGUUCACGGGCCUGGUGGCCUCCCCGGCGCUGCAGGUGGCCCUGGGGACGCUGGGUGGCACCGAGGCCACCUCCGUGCACGACUGCAGCCACCUGGUGACCGAUGGCAUCCGCCGGACGCUGAAGUUCCUGUGCGCCCUGGGCAGGGGCGUCCCCAUUGUCACCCCCCAGUGGCUGCUGGAGAGUUCCCACAGUGGCCGCCCGCUGUCCCCAGGUCCCUUCCUGCCCCGGGACCUCCCCUGCGAGCGGCGCUUCGGCUUCCGCCUGCGCCCGGCGCUGGCCCGGGCCCGGGAGCGGCCCCUGCUGCAGGGCUACCAGGUGCACGUCACCCCCAGUGUCCAGCCGUGCCCCGAGGACAUGCGGGACAUUGUCACCUGCUGUGGUGGCACCUUCCUGCCACAGCUGCCCCGGGAGCACGCGCCCCGUGUCCUGGUGAUCUCGUGUCCCCAGGACCGCUGGCUCUGGCCCCCGGCCGUGGCCGCGCGGCUCCCGCUGCUCUCGGCCGAGCUGCUGCUCUCGGGGGUCCUGCGGCAGCGCCUGGAGCUGGCCCCGUUCCUGCGGAGCCCCUGGCAGCCCCCCGAAAGCACCCCCGAGCCCGAGGCCCCCGUUUCUCACUGUGUUUUGGGGUUCCCCAUCCCCAUGUCCUGGUGA
This is a messenger RNA of Passer montanus (Eurasian tree sparrow), 4299 nucleotides long. RefSeq names its product mediator of DNA damage checkpoint 1 (gene MDC1). Gene Ontology annotation, cellular component: nucleus. Lineage: Eukaryota; Metazoa; Chordata; Aves; Passeriformes; Passeridae. The record is from RefSeq and is a predicted model, not a curated record. Bases 10 to 4299 code for a protein of 1429 amino acids. The transcript has 8 exons. Gene Ontology annotation, biological process: positive regulation of transcription initiation by RNA polymerase II.